AUGGUGAUAAACAACUCUGGGGAGGUUUUCAAAACAGAAUUUCUUGUGGAAGGUCGAAAACAACCACUUAUUGAAAUCAGAGAGAGAACACUGAGAAGUCAAGAACAAUACAUGCGACAUACUUCAGAUGAAGAUUUUCAAAACAUGCAUUUGGAAAGUGUAAUCACCAGCCUAAAAGAGAUCAAUGAAUAUCAUGAUGGAGGAAAUGAAGAUGAAAUGAGGGCCCGGCUUAAGAAAUUUGAAAGGACACGGCACAUCAAAAUGUGGCAUGAUCUCUCAACUGUUGCUAAUCAUAGUCACCUGGUAUUUAUGGUAUCAUGUCUGUAUGACCCAGCAAUACAUUAUACAAAUGAAGAGUAUCUUAAGAUGACCAACAUCAAAGAAGAUGUCCAAGCUAGAGUGGAAUCGCCAGAGGUGUAUAUAGUUGCCAGGUCAGGAAGUUCAGAUGCCGAACAAUUGGCCUAUGUAGACACACGACGAGAAUGA
Molecule: messenger RNA, 486 nt
Organism: Paramuricea clavata
Lineage: Eukaryota; Metazoa; Cnidaria; Anthozoa; Malacalcyonacea; Plexauridae
Source: the annotation of a GenBank genome assembly